This is a messenger RNA of Monopterus albus (swamp eel), 2308 nucleotides long. Its product is annotated as choline transporter-like protein 1. Gene Ontology annotation, molecular function: transmembrane transporter activity. Gene Ontology annotation, cellular component: membrane. NCBI's taxonomy places the organism in Eukaryota, Metazoa, Chordata, Actinopteri, Synbranchiformes, Synbranchidae. Gene Ontology annotation, biological process: transmembrane transport. The record is from RefSeq and is a predicted model, not a curated record.
GAAAGGGAAAGGGAAAGGGAAAGGGAAAAGGAAAAGAAUGCGCUAAAAAGUUUAACCAAAGAAAAGGACACUUAAGGUUUUGUUUACGUUUAGCUGAAGUUGUGUUGUUAUUCACAAUGGGAUGUUGUAACAGCACAGAGAGUAAACGUGAUUGGAAACCGCUGGAGGAGCGCAGCUGUACGGACAUCCCAUGGCUCAUUAUAUUCACACUGUUUUGUAUUGGAAUGGCAUGUAUUUGUGGCUAUCCCAUCGCCACAGGAGCUGCCUCCAGGCUUAUCUCAGGAUAUGACAGUUAUGGCAACACCUGCGGCCAGACCAACACUGAGGUCACCGGAGUACCCCUCAGCGGCCGGGACAUGACAGAAAAUAAGUAUGUUUUCUUUCUAGACCCUUGCAACCUUGACCUCAUUAACAGGAAGAUUAACUCCAUUGCCUUGUGCGUCUCCAAGUGUCCUGCUACUGAGCUUCAGACAUAUGACGAUUUAAAGAAGUUUGCUUUGAAUAAUGGCUCUUUCCUCUGCUCCUAUGAUAUUUCUGCUACAAGAUACACAAGCCAUUCAGAAAGAAACACGAAAUGUCCCAAACUCCCUGUUCUGCCAAGUAAGGCUGUUCCGGUUUUCCACCGCUGUGUUCCUGUGGAUAUUGGCUGCUAUGUUGAAUUUGCCCAGGCAUUCAUCACAUUUGUCAGUGACAACACUGUGCUGCGCCGGGUCAUCGCUGGGGUGAUGGCCAGCAAGGAGAUCAUCAUGGGCCUUUGUGUUUUGGCUCUAGUUCUGUCCUUAAUCAUGAUGGUCGUCAUUCGUUACAUCUCCAAACUACUGGUGUGGAUUCUAACAAUCCUGGUAGUCAUCGGCUCAAUAGGUGGGACUGGUGUUCUCUGGUGGCUGUACGCUGACCACAGGAAUGCUUUUAAACAAAACAUCUGUAUUUGGGAAGAAGUGGCCUCCGACAAUGUAAAGGCCCUGCUUGUGUCUGCGAUUGGUGCUACAGUUUUUACGGUAGUUCUCCUGCUGGUGAUGUUCUUCAUGAGGAAGCGUGUGGCCCUCACCAUCUCCCUGUUCCAUGUGGCUGGUAAAGUGUUCAUCCAUCUUCCCCUGUUGGCCCUUCAGCCUUUCUGGACCUUCCUCUGCCUCAUGCUGUUCUGGGUCUACUGGAUCGCUGUGCUUCUCUUCCUCGGGACUGCAGGGACUCCAGUAAAGAACAACUCUACAAAUAUGGUUGAAUAUCAUAUGCAAGGACCUCUUCAGUACUUGGUGUGGUAUCACGUUGUGGGUCUCAUCUGGAUCAGUGAGUUCAUUCUUGCCUUCCAGCAGAUGACCAUCGCUGGAGCUGUGGUCACCUACUACUUCACAAGGAAUAAGUCCCAAAUGCCAGCAACGCCCAUUCUUUCUUCCUUGGCACGUACCAUCCGUUACCACCUGGGUACUCUGGCCAAAGGCUCCUUUAUCAUCACACUUGUUAAGAUCCCUCGCCUCAUCCUAACAUACAUCCACACUCAGCUCAAAGGAAAGGAAAAUGCCUGUGCUCGUUGCAUGUUGAAAGCUUGUGUCUGCUGCUUGUGGUGUCUAGAGAAGUGUCUUGCAUACUUAAAUCAAAAUGCUUACACUGCGACAGCCAUCAACAGCACCAGUUUCUGCACCUCGGCCCGUGACGCUUUCCUUAUCCUGGUGGAAAAUGCCCUCCGAGUGGCCGCCAUUAACACUGUGGGCGACUUCAUCCUGUUCCUGGGAAAGGUGCUUAUAGUGUCCUGUACAGCUUUUGCUGGUAUCCUGGCUUUAAACUACCAGAGAGAUUAUACUGUGUGGGUGCUGCCUCUCCUCAUCGUUUGUCUGUUUGCCUUCCUGGUGGCCCAUUGCUUCCUUUCUGUAUUUGAGAAUGUGGUUGAUGUCCUCUUCCUCUGCUUUGCUGUGGACACAAAGUAUAAUGAUGGCAGCCGUGGACGAGAGUACUAUAUGGACAAGGCUUUGAUGGAAUUUGUUGAAAACAGUAAGAAAAUGGGUCUGCAAGACCCAGGUGGUGGAGAUAGGCACGAGAUGAAAUCCAUGGCACGUGGAGGAACUUUUGCCUAACAAAGUGUUAGAAAGACUGCGAGAACCACUAGAACUACUGUAAAGAUUAACUCAGUUUACCAGCAUUUCAGUACAGGGGCAUCAUUAGGUUACAAUACCUUUUAUAUAGAAGCUUCAGUGAAAGAUGCACUAAGUUUUAUUGAUUAUUUCUAAAACAAAGGCAUUGCAAAUGUAAUAGUUGUAUAAUCAAAUCUGAUUUUGAGUUUGUUUUUUUUUAUUAUUAAUAAGGUUAUUUUUAG